AUGUCCUCAAGCACCGCCGUCGCCCCCAAGCGCAAGCUCAAGCCCGCCAGAAAACAGGUCGCCGCGGAUGAAGUCGACAAGAGCGAGGGCUACCAAGCUGGUCGAGAGUACAAUGUGUGGUAUAAUAAAUGGGCGGGAGGAGAUAGAGAGGAUGCUCUUGCCAACAAAGUGCAUUCUCAAACCAGAUGUGUGAUCUCGAGGGAUUCGGGGUAUACAAGAGCGGAUGCUACGGGCAACAAGUUUUGCUGCUUGUUCUUUGCUAGAGGAUGCUGUCCUUAUGGGUACGAAUGUCAAUACCUCCACCGUCUUCCCCUUCCAUCACAUCAACUCGCAGACCACUCCCGCGACUGCUUUGGCCGCGAAAAGCAUGCCGACUAUCGAGACGACAUGGGCGGCGUCGGUACCUUCAACCGUCAAAACCGGACAUUAUACAUUGGCAAGAUUGCAGAGCAUCCGGAUAAAAAACAGAUGGAGGAGACGCUGUUGAGGCAUUUUGGAGAGUUUGGCAAGAUUGUCAAAUGGAAUAUCUUGUACGGCCGUGGAGUCGGCUUUGUGACAUUCGAAACAGACCACCAGGCGUCGUUCGCCAAGGAAGCUAUGGCAAACCAGUCUAUGGAUGGGGAUGAGAUCCUCAACGUCAGAUGGGCAACAGAAGACCCCAACCCCGGCGAAAAAGUCGCCGAAGCCCAACGUAUCGAAGAAAUCGGCCAAAAAGCUAUCGCCGGCAUGCUCGAUGAUGAGCUUGUCGAAGCUACCCAGACCAUCCGCGCCCUUGAGGAUGGGGAUGUGGAGGAUCUGUAUGAGAUUGAAGCUUCUGCCGAUCACGCUCAAAAUGGAGAAGGAGGAGAAGGGGAAGGGGAGGGAGAGGAGGGGAGACCGGCAAAGAGGGGCAAGACGGACGGGUUCUUCGGGGCGGAUGCGCUGGAUAAUAUCAAAUUCUACGCCGACCUCGCUCGGAAGCAGGCGGAAGAGAGGGUCAAGGAGAGGAAGGUGCCAGAGAAGAAGGUGGGGAUGGCGUUAUUGGGCGGGUAUGGGAGUGGGGAUGAGAGCGAUUAG
This is a messenger RNA of Cryptococcus wingfieldii CBS 7118, 1056 nucleotides long. RefSeq names its product pre-mRNA-splicing factor CWC2. The transcript is spliced from 7 exons. The coding region runs from base 1 to 1056 and encodes 351 amino acids. NCBI's taxonomy places the organism in Eukaryota, Fungi, Basidiomycota, Tremellomycetes, Tremellales, Cryptococcaceae. Gene Ontology annotation, molecular function: U6 snRNA binding; pre-mRNA binding; metal ion binding. The record is from RefSeq and is a predicted model, not a curated record. Gene Ontology annotation, cellular component: Prp19 complex; U2-type catalytic step 2 spliceosome; U2-type catalytic step 1 spliceosome.